AACCCCAAGGCUUCCCAAGAGGAGUGACGGCAGAGUCCUGGCGGAACACAGCGUUGCUGCGUUGUCAUGGCGGCCACGGCGUCCACCACCACCACUAUUGCAAGGCGAUUGAGGGCAUUCAAGAGAUGGAUGAAGUCACAGGGCAUAGACUGCAGCGACGCCCUAGAAAUCACGCAUUCCCUCGACCAGGGCAUCUCCGUGUACGCCAAAUGCGACCUGGAGGAGGGCGAUGUUGUGGCCACCAUUCCCAAGGACUCGUGCCUCACUGUCAAGACCUCUGGUGCUAAGGACAUCAUUGAAGAGUAUGGUUUUGAGGGUCCUCUGGGGCUCUCUUUUGCCCUAAUGUAUGAGAUUAGCUUGGGCCAUGCCUCUCCCUGGGCUCCCUAUCUUCAUCUCUUGCCGAAUUCGGAGUCGUUGCCGUUGGUCUGGAGCCUCGAUGAGGUUGAUUCACUUCUUUCUGGUACCGAGAUCCACAAGAUAGUGAAAGAAGAUAAGGCACUUAUUUAUGAUGACUGGAAAGAGAACAUUCUACCCCUUAUGGAUUCAACAUCUUUAAAGCUCAGUCCAGACUUCUUUGGUGUUGAACAGUACAUUGCUGCAAAAAGCCUUGUUGCAUCUCGAUCUUUUGAGGUAGAUGAUUACCAUGGGUUUGGGAUGGUUCCUUUGGCUGAUCUCUUUAAUCACAAGACGGGAGCUGAGAAUGUACACUUUACCACUGAAUUGUCUCAUGGUGACUCCGAUAAUGAUACAGACAACAAUGAUGAGGGCAACAAUAUGAGUGAUAAUAAACCACUUCCUCAAAAUUCUUUCGAUGAUGGUAACUUGGAAGACCCUUCAUAUUUGGGGAGUGAUUCGAUGAUUUUGGAAACAAUUAUUGUGAAAAGUGUCAAAGCCGGGGAUGAGGUAUUUAAUACAUAUGGGUCUAUGGGUAAUGCUGGAUUGCUACACAGAUAUGGAUUUACAGAGCCUGAUAAUCCGAAUGAUAUAGUGAAUAUUGAUCUUGAACUGGUACUUCAUUGGAGUUCAGCUUUGUUCUCUGGUCGGCAUAGUAGAGGAAGGCUUUCAUUGUGGAGGAGGUUGGAUUACCAUGGAUGUGUGAGCCAGAAUUCUGAAUAUUUUGAAAUCUCAUCUAAUGGGGAACCCGAAAUUGAGCUGCUGAUUUUGCUUUACAUAAUGUUACUGCCAGAGGAAGCAUAUAAUAAGCUGGAUCUUAUAGUAUCUACUGCAGGAAAUUUGAAUGAAACGGUGAUUUCAUUGGAAAGGGGCAUGAUUCCUUUUGGAAAAACUUCAGAAAUAAGCAAGGAAUUGUUGCUGACCAAAAGUGUGUGUGAUGCCCUGUUGGCACUUGCAGAUGCUCGGGAGAGCUUAUAUGGUUCAAAUUCUGUAGAUGAUAUUGAUGCAUUGAGGAGUUGUUGCAUAAGUGAUCGGAAGUUAUACCAUUCUCUGAUGUUGCGUGUGAGUGAGAGGAUGAUCCUCAAGAAGCUGAGGACUUAUGCUGCUACUGCUGCUGCUCAAUCACACCCAACUGCAAAGGGAACUCUUUCAAGGAAGAAGUUGAAGAGAACAUGAAAUGCACCACAGACUCAAACAAGGCAUUCAUUCCAUUUCUAUCAUACUUUGCUUGUGUUUCUACAAUGCUGCAAUCUGCUGGCAUUUCAUCAAAGACAUGCAGUUUUUUUUAUGCUUUCUGGAUUAAACAUUGCCUUGUUAUGUGAUUUUGGUUGAAAUUUUACCUUUUCCACAUCUUUACUAUUCUGUACACCCAUUAUCCCGUUACCUUAGAAGUUGGAUAAUCUAUCUGGGAAUAUUAUUGAAGUUUGUUGA
This is a messenger RNA of Vitis riparia (riverbank grape), 1824 nucleotides long. Its product is annotated as N-lysine methyltransferase setd6. The record is from RefSeq and is a predicted model, not a curated record. Gene Ontology annotation, molecular function: protein binding; protein-lysine N-methyltransferase activity. The transcript has 5 exons. The coding region runs from base 67 to 1569 and encodes 500 amino acids. Gene Ontology annotation, biological process: peptidyl-lysine monomethylation. NCBI's taxonomy places the organism in Eukaryota, Viridiplantae, Streptophyta, Magnoliopsida, Vitales, Vitaceae. Gene Ontology annotation, cellular component: nucleus.